UCUCUUGCGCGUAGUGGCUCGUGCUGCUCUCCUGCACCGGUGAUCUCGCCGUCGCACCUUCUCGUGUGCUGCAGGGGCGUUCGCACCAAGGGAAGGCGACCCAGUGCAGCUGCCGCGUGGUGCGCACCCCUGGCGAGCAUGCGCCGAGCCGCGCCGAGCGGUCGGAUGGCACCGGACGCAGCAGCAGCCACAGGUGAGCCGUCUGCGAUGCUUCACGUCGUGCACGGGGCAGACAGCUGCAGCACGGUCGAAGGCGCGACUGUGGAAGCGCUCGGCCUCCAGCCAAGCGCACCGGCAGCAAGUGCCGCCGUCCUCAGGGCAGCGGCCGCAGCAGCAGAGUCGGCCGCAGCAGCAUUGCUCAGCGCAGCGGCGGCGCACAGCACAGCUGCAGGACACAGCUUCCAGCCAAGCUCUCGCAGCGAGCGUCGCAUUGCUCUGUGCAGCCGCCGCAGCUGCAGCAUUGCGCAACGCAGCGGCGGCGCACAGCACAGCGACAGGACGUCAGUAGCGCACAGCACAGCGACCAGACGUCGAUUCGCUUCGGCAGCGGCCAGACUUUGAGUCGCUCCGGCAGCGGCAGCGCACAGCUCAGCACAGCACAGCGGCAGAACGUCGAGUCUUGCACAGCGGAGCGGCGGCGCACGGCAUAGCGGACGGACGUCCAG
Tilletiopsis washingtonensis is the source of this 665-nucleotide messenger RNA. RefSeq lists its product as hypothetical. The transcript has 3 exons. The record is from RefSeq and is a predicted model, not a curated record. The coding region runs from base 139 to 561 and encodes 140 amino acids. NCBI's taxonomy places the organism in Eukaryota, Fungi, Basidiomycota, Exobasidiomycetes, Entylomatales.